This is a messenger RNA of Gigantopelta aegis, 1729 nucleotides long. Its product is annotated as myo-inositol 2-dehydrogenase-like. Gene Ontology annotation, molecular function: nucleotide binding; oxidoreductase activity. The record is from RefSeq and is a predicted model, not a curated record. Gene Ontology annotation, biological process: NADPH regeneration. Gene Ontology annotation, cellular component: cytoplasm. The transcript has 8 exons. NCBI's taxonomy places the organism in Eukaryota, Metazoa, Mollusca, Gastropoda, Neomphalida, Peltospiridae. Bases 272 to 1456 code for a protein of 394 amino acids.
AGAGAGAGAGAGAGAGAUAUAGAGAGAGAUAUAGAGAGAGAUAUAGAGAUAUAGAACAAUACAUUUUAGUUAGUUUUAGUACUGUCUAUAAAAGAUAGCACGCACGCACACACACGUAGGCACACAGAUUUGACAGGACAGUAAUCUAAAACGAUGUGAGUCAUCGAACUCGAAUACUUCUUUUUGGUGACCGAUAUAUAUGCGAAUUAGGGCGAUAUGAACUGCACACACUGAAUGUAAACAUCGGCACAGUUCUAUAAUCACGUUAGAUAUGGCGACAAUAUUAACUCAAGCCACGAAGAUACUUUAUAGAAAACUGCUUCUAAAUCUAGAGCAGGUUGCUGGUGAAUCAGGUGUAACAGGACUUGGAAUAAGAUUUGUCCACAGUACUGGCUGGAGAUGCAGUCCCACUGCCGUCCAGAAUGGCAGACGUCUUAAUGUGGGUGUCAUGGGGGCUGGUCGCAUAGCAACGACGGUGCAUCUCGGGAAUAUAAUCAAUCACCGCAGACUUAAUUUGAAAUGGAUCACAGAGGACAACCCAGAACGAGUCCAGAUCGUGAAGGAUCUCUUUGAUCUUGACGACAAGCUAUUCUUGACGUCACGUGUUCUUCCAGACCUUCUGUCCAGCAAAGAUUUGGAUGCCGUGUUUGUGUUUACACCGACCGAUUCACAUUAUAGCAUCGUGUGUGAAAGCUUAAGCAAAGGCAAAUCAGUGUUUGUUGAAAAACCUACCGGAGAGAAUAUGAAGGAAAUACGAAGUUGCUACGAACAUUCGGAAAAGUUCGGAAAACCUCUCCUUACGGCAUUCCAAAGACGGUUUGACCCUGCUUUCCAAAAGGUUGUAUCAGCAGCUCAUAGCAAGUCGAUUGGAGAUAUUCAGAUGCUGAACUUUAGAUCCAGAGACUCUCCUAAACCAUCAUACGAUUUUCUGGGUGCUGUAGGUACAUCCAGCACGGGAUGCGGCAUUCUAACAGACCUGGCGGUACACGACAUUGACUUGAUGGUGUGGAUCACAAGGGCACAGAGACCAGAGAGUGUGUACGUGGUAACCCACACUCACGACACCAAGAUGGCCGAGUUUGGAGAGGCCGACACGAUGGUGGCUGUCGUCAAGUAUAAAUGCGGCAUCCUGGCAACUCUUGACGCCAGCCGGUAUGCCGCAUACGGGUACGACAUGAGACUAGAGGUAUUUGGCUCAGACGGACUGGCGACAGUGGAAAAUCCAAAGGUUUCGUCAGAAGUGAUAGACAUGGGACGCGGGGCUAGAAUGACGAGGCUGAAUGAAUCAUUUACUCAAAGAUUCCGAGAGUCGUACAUUAAUGAGAUAGACCAUUUCAUCGACUGCGUUGACGGCAAAGCAAAACCACUGAUUACCAAAGAAGAAAGCGUAAUGACAGCUGAGAUCAUAGAAAAAGGAUUGGAAUCGUUUCGUUUAAAGAGACCAGUGUAUUUUUAACCGUGUGUUGGGAAUUGCUAACUCCCGGACGUCACAAGACGAAUCUAGGUAACCCAUUACUCUAGAAACUCGUUAGAAAAACUAAUUAUAUACAAGGUCGCCGAUGGAAUUUGAUUUACUUCAGUGACCGUUGAAUGUUAAGUUUGAUAUAUAGAAUACUAAACGAGCUUGCCUGUCAUACCAUUUUUAUGAAAUGAGUGAACAGUUUUGGUAUCUGACGAGCGAAAGCGAGUCAGAUACCAACACUGUUCACGAGUUUCAUAAAAAUGGUAU